Molecule: messenger RNA, 6544 nt
Organism: Topomyia yanbarensis
Lineage: Eukaryota; Metazoa; Arthropoda; Insecta; Diptera; Culicidae
Gene: Np
Product: serine protease filzig
Exons: 13
Coding region: 1479-5543 (1354 amino acids)
Biological process (GO): proteolysis
Molecular function (GO): serine-type endopeptidase activity
Source: RefSeq, a predicted model, not a curated record
AGUGUCAAGGUCUCUUGGAUCUUUCUCUCUGUAGCGGUUAGGAAGUAGAAGGUGUCUGACUGUAACCGCACCGGUGGACAUCAGCGGAGUGCCAGUGAGCGAGUGGUCCAUCCCUAGUAGGUGCUACAGAGUUCCAAAAAGUGUAUGAUUUUGACUUUGGAAGUGACUUUUUUCGUGGCUGUUUGUUCUUUUGCACCUGGUGAGUGAGUUGCAGUUACUUGUGAAGUUGUCUUUGAAGUGAUCUUGAAAACCUGACAGGAAUGUACACUAUACAAAUGGAUUGAAUCUAAGCGCCACUGUUUGUGGUUAUUAAGAAGAGACUACCAACUGUGCAAGUGAAGUGGCAACGAUUGCUCGAAAGCUGAUUUGCGAAGAUUGGGUUUUUCCUGGAUGUAAUUAACCUUCCUCUGGAAGCGCGAUCAAGCUAAAAUUCGUCGAACAUCUCACAGACGAAUUAUUCGAGCAGGUGGCGUCGAUACACGACCCGGGCUAUCGCAGCGGAAGCGGCUUCGGCAGCACGAGGUGAAAUUAAGCGAGUUUUUUUUUAGAUUACUCAGUGAGCCUGGCGCGUCCGUAAGUGAGUAAGAGCUUUCGGUUGAAGCAUCGGAAAAAAAAAGUGAAAUUUCGGUUGGCUUUCGUUUGCCACUUUGCAUCCCAGAAGAAGCCCGUUGAUAAUGGUGUUAGUCAAACAUUGAGUGUCGUUGGCAAGCGAGAGCCAAGUGACGAAGAUCAUCCUUCCCGGAACUUGUCCAAGUAACGUGUGAACCGCGCUUAUUUCCCCAGUGAAAAAAGUGUCUCGUUGGCAGGAAAGUGUUCAAUUCGCGACGUGUGGCGAGUGGUUUAAAUACUGAAGAACCCGUCCAUAAUGAUAACGAUUUGCACUAACGGUAGUGUCAGUAAUCGUAGCACCAUCGCGCAGCAUCCCAUCGGGGCAAGCAGUAAUAAUCCCCAUCAUUAGUCGAAGGUUCGCGUCGAUCUUGGGCUGCAAACACAUCAACAACAUCCGUGCUAGAAAAGAAAAUCUAUCGAUUUCCUGUCGCCACAGUUUAGCUCCGCUGCCUUCGAGGGAAACAAAACAGAUGAAAAUAGGCCCCCACUGACUGCUUCGAUCUCUUUCGCUCGAUCUCUCCCUUUUGGUUGAUAAAUCGGGAUCGCCACCACCUGUCCGUCCCCACUGGAUCUCUGGCUUUGUGGUACGAAGCGUUUCUAACGCUAGAGGAAAAAAAAAAGUGGAACACAGUCAGGCCCAGUUCAGACGCAUCCGGUGGCUAUCACCGUGCAGAUCUAACGGGUCCAGUGGAGCGUAUCGAAGAAUUGGUCGAAGAAGCACGGCGAGCAAAUCUUGACACGCGUUACGUCCAUUCACACCGACACAGGUGCACGCGAGGUUCAAGCUGGAGUCGUGAGGUUUGAGUUCGAGUUCAAGUUCUGCCAUCGUCAAAAGAGUCGUCCAUCGCUGUCAAAAACGAUCUGCCAAGAUGUCCAGUAAGCCGCGUCGAGGGACAGUCCGAUGGAGCCAUCAGCGAUGCACUGCCUCCCGUACCACCAAUGCUCUGCUACUAACCUCCCUCACAGUAUUUCUAAGCAACCUGCUCAGCACAGCUCACGGGAACCCGAUGCAUCCUUUUUCCUCGGCGCUGGCGAUCGGAAGAAACCUGCGACAUCUACCGUGCGUGGUGCGAAGUACCGGAGAUGAGGGAAUCUGCAUGUUUGCCAUCGACUGCUUCAAGGCGAACGGUACCCAUUUGGGCGUUUGUAUUGAUAAGAUUUUCUUCGGCUCCUGCUGCCAGGUUCGCGAUGAUAGCUUACUGUUCAACCAUGAAAUAACGGACAACAGUAUAGACCAUAAUCACAGUUCCGGCUUGCACUUUCAGCAUUUAUCACACUCUGUGGUUGAUACCAAUAAAAAACCACCGCUCACUGAGACCCGGUUGCCGACGACAGUGGCGCCGCAAAAUGGGACGAAAUAUGAACUCGUCAGCACUUCAUCGACGACCACCCUCCGCACAACUACAAAGAUGACGCGAAGAAACGUGACCUCCCCGACUACAACAAUGAAAGCAGAAGUGAAAGAUGAUGUACCCUCGACCACUAAUUACCAAGAAUUUGCAACAUUUCAAUAUGUUCAAAGCAGUAGAUAUCCUGGGCUUACAACCACGGAGACUACUCGUCGUACGACUACGAAGGCAGCUGCUAAACCCACCACGCGGAAGCCUCCGCCCAGGACAACUACCAAGACGAAAAUAACGAGAAAACCAAUGCCCAUCAGAAACAACACACGAGCUCCAGCAGUUCAAACGACUACUCCAAAGACUGUUGUUACUACUACAGUAGCGAGCAAAAAGAAUAACACUUCUUGGGCAACUAUAUCUCGUCGACCAGCUACAACUUCCGAAACACCCACGAGUUCAGUAAGACCAACCACUGCAAGCUCUACUACUGUGAGAAGAACUACUACUCCUCCCAAGAGACCGAUUACGAUACCAACGUUGUCAGUGGAAGACCCAAUUUUCCCCACAAGAAGGCCAACGACACCGCCCUCAAUACUGCCAAUGACAAGACCCAUCAACCGAUGGAGACCAACCACGACUACUACAGAGGAACCACAGACUACUCGAGCUCCAAGACCACGACCUAGACCCACUUCAGAAAUUGCCACUGUUCCAGCCACGUCUCUAGAUCACUUGCUCGAAGAUCUAAUAACCACAACACUUCGGGAGAAUACUUCUGCAGAAAGUACGACUGAAGCUAAAACUAUCAGUAGUAGAUAUCCGAUUACGACGGUUAAUAUAACAGAAGCAACAACCCCAACACCAACGCCUACGACAACAACUCGGAAAUCUACAACCACAGCCACCGUGCCAACUACAACGGCUAAAGAAACAACUACUACCAAACAGACUUCGACGAUUCGGAUAACUACUCCGACGACUACUCCAACUACGACCACUACAUCAACUACGAGCACUACUCAAAGUACAACUACUACAUCAACAACUACACAGAAACCUACAACAACUACAACUUCGACUGUUAAACCUGCCAUCUUUACAACUACCACUACAACUACUGUUACCGCACCCAAAAAGACUACCACUGCCACUACUACUACUACUACUACUACGACAGUUAAACCAACUACCUCCCCUACAACUACUACCUCUACUGCAAAAACGACUACAUCCAGGCCAAAAACAACAACAUCUGGACGGAUCACUCCACCAGCAGACAUCGAUUAUCCGCCAGAAACAUCCCAAAUGCACAAUCUUCUGGACGAGACAACGGCUGGGGUUGGUUUAGUUACCUGGUCCAGCAUUGUCGAUUAUGUUCCAAGCGAAAAACAACCACCGGAGCAAGCCCCGGCAGGUCCUACUACUUCAAACAGUUGGGUACUGAUUCAUACACUAACCCCCGAAGAGGUGCUCGGCACCAGCGGUAAUCAAACUAAUAAUCACAGUUCGCCUACUCAAACCGCGUCGUCCAGUACGCUGAUAGAUCAGGCACUGCCAUCACUACCGCAGAACAUUGCACUGCCUGCGCUAGAAUCGCUACUGCCCGAAGCAGCCUACAUUUACACCAUUCAUGAUGAAACUAACCAAACCAUGACCGACGAGUUCAUCUCUCAUUCACAACUCGCUUCAUCAUCGUCAUCCACAGAAGACACCUUGGGCUCUUUCUCCAUCAGUACAAAAGAGCCCAGCACCAGUACUAUCACAAGUACCGGUCCAACAACGACCAUCAGUGCCAGUUCCUCUUCUACCGAAGAGGUAGAAAAAGUCGGUAUCAGUACUACAAGCAGUAGUACAAGUCCAGAGACAACCCAAGCUACUGAAGAUAUCACAACAACCACAACUCCCGAGCCAACAACGACUCCAGCAACAACUACGACUUUAGCACCAACUACGACUCCAGCAGCAACUACCACUCCAGCACCAACUACGACACCAGCAAUAACUACAACGCCACCAACAACUACAACACCACCCACAACUACUACACCUUCCACAACAGCAAUGCCACCAACAACUACGUCGACUACAACCGUUUCAACAACAAGCGAGCAAACUACAAUCAGUACAAGUACCUCAGCUACCGACACUACGAGUAGCAAUACGGUUACUGACGAUACUGCCAUCCUGUUGACUGGUCUUCUUACACAGCUUCAGUCAGGCGCUGUCUCACAAACAAGCACUUCGCCCGCCUCCACAAUCACACAUCAGGAAACCUCAUCGGCUACUGCUACCAACACUCCGGCGAUCCUGAUUGAAAUCCUUGCUCCGACAACCUCUUCUCCGAAGGAACCCUCCUCGACGCAACCUGCUACUUCACCACCCUCAACUGCUGUAGAACUCAUCACUGAAAUAACCACUGAGGAGGGAAGCUACGAAGAAGGCAGUGGCAGCGAGGAAGUAUCGGGUGAGGAAGAAAGUUCUAGCUCGGAGAGUUACGAAACAACGUUGGAACCAGGUAGUCCAACACCGAUCCUACUGUCGGAGUUGGAAUAUUGGGGUAAUACAACCAUUUCGCCGCCACGAACAACCGAAAGCACCAGCACCGAAAGUACUACCAUCACCAGUUCAACAACCCUCAACAUCACCAGCUCGCUGCAAUCGAUAGCAUCCAUGUUCAACAUUUCUACCAGCACCGGAAUGCCGGUCCGGUUUCCCAUAGACAAUGCCACCGGAGCCACCAGUCCCGCUACCGACGGCGUCACGAUAUCACCCGACUUCAUUACCACCUCGACCGUACCUUCGCUGGAGGGCAUCGACUAUCGUGCCGUGUGCGGGAAGCGGAUGUUCCCAGAGCCUCGAAUAGUCGGCGGAACUAAGGCAUCUUUCGGCCGGUGGCCUUGGCAGAUUUCGCUGCGCCAGUGGCGAACCUCAACCUAUCUGCACAAGUGCGGUGCCGCACUGUUGAACGAGAACUGGGCCAUCACGGCGGCUCACUGUGUGGAUAAUGUACCUCCCUCGGACCUGUUACUACGGCUUGGAGAGUAUGAUUUAGCAUUGGAGGAGGAACCCUACGGCUAUCAGGAGCGACGGGUGCAGAUUGUGGCAUCUCAUCCACAGUUUGACCCCCGGACGUUCGAGUAUGAUCUUGCUCUGUUGAGGUUCUACGAACCAGUGAUAUUCCAGCCAAAUAUUAUCCCUGUUUGUGUACCGGAUGGGGAUGAAAACUUCAUCGGUCGAACGGCGUUCGUAACCGGAUGGGGACGAUUGUAUGAAGAUGGACCACUACCCAGCGUGCUGCAGGAAGUAACGGUACCCGUGAUCGAGAAUAAGAUCUGUGAAACUAUGUACCGGAGCGCGGGUUACAUUGAACAUAUUCCGCACAUAUUCAUCUGUGCUGGGUGGAAAAAAGGCGGAUAUGAUUCAUGUGAAGGUGAUUCCGGUGGCCCAAUGGUAAUCCAGCGACCAGACAAACGUUUUCUGCUGGCAGGUGUCAUUUCCUGGGGUAUUGGUUGCGCGGAACCAAAUCAACCCGGUGUCUAUACCCGAAUAUCAGAGUUCCGGGAUUGGAUCAACCAGAUACUGCAGUUUUGAGAAAGAGAUACGGCCUGAAUCUACGUACAAGCUCUUAGGACAACCAUUUCGUGCAUUUCUGGAACCGGACCUUCGAACGGGAGGAUCAAGGGGCAGUGUUCAGUGUUUGCGGCACAUGAGUCGAUUUGGUCGGGGAGGGGGGUAGAAGUCGAACCAAGGUCGAAGACUUUGAUUGAGUUGUUGAUUUGUUUUAAUCUGGCCUGAGCGCCACUCGGAAUAACACAUUGAUCUGUCGAUGGAAUCGACGACUGAAGGGUGCUAGUUUUAAACCAGUUAAACACCAAGUCAGGCUAGGUGUUAAUACUUACAUUUCAUCGAUAGAUCGAUACUGGCAAUAGACAGUAUAGACAGAGAGAAAGGAAACACCCUUCUAUUGGAAGUGAGGGAACUAUGAAAAAUUUUACAUUUAUUUUGAAUGGGAGUAUAAAUUGCUCAAAGCUUGAACCAGUGUACGAAAUCAUCUCGAUCGUAUGUAACGGUACGAAACUUUUAACUGAAUUCGGACAUUUUAACAGAACACAAUUGUUUAACUUAUACGAGUGCAUGUGAGAAUGUGAGCGUUUGAUUGUGAAUUUUAUGUCAUAGUAUAAGGCAGUCUUCUCUAAGUUGUGAUAAAUAUGUAUUUGUGAAUGGACGUGGUUCGAAUGUUUUUAUUUCCGGUAUGAAAGAAUGAGUGAGACUUAGUUAUGAACAAAUUUUUGCUGCGUUAGAUUUAAACCUAAUGAAAUUAUUUAUUUAUUUAUAUACAUGAUCUAAAUUAAAAUUAAAAUUAUUUAGCAUUUCGUCUUAAUUAAAACUAGCCCAAAUCUAGGAGUUUUUAUAUUCUACAGACCAAAGACGCUUACGGUUGAAAGCGAGGUCUGGGUUAAUUUUACAUUGUGCCGACUAAGAAGGGCGAUCGAGCGUACUAUUUUGCACACAAAAAAUGAAGAAGAGUGUGGAGUGGAUCGUGCGGAUGCUAAUAUGAACGGAUAUUGUUUGUAAAUAGGUAAUUGUUAAGA